This is a messenger RNA of Passer montanus (Eurasian tree sparrow), 2510 nucleotides long. RefSeq names its product maelstrom spermatogenic transposon silencer (gene MAEL). Gene Ontology annotation, molecular function: sequence-specific DNA binding. Gene Ontology annotation, biological process: spermatogenesis; piRNA processing; negative regulation of DNA-templated transcription. Gene Ontology annotation, cellular component: nucleus; P granule. The transcript has 12 exons. Bases 12 to 1247 code for a protein of 411 amino acids. The record is from RefSeq and is a predicted model, not a curated record. Lineage: Eukaryota; Metazoa; Chordata; Aves; Passeriformes; Passeridae.
UCGGCGAGGCCAUGGCGCGGCGCGGCGGCUACCGCAGCGCCUUCUCCUGCUUCGUGCACGACCAGCUGCCCGAGCUGGAGCGGCGCGGGCUGCCCGUGGCCCGUGUGGCGGACGCCGUCCCCUACUGCUCGCAGGCGUGGGAGUCCCUGACAGAGGAAGAGAAGACGGUGUAUACAGAGAAGGCACGUAAAUGGAAUAGCAAGAAGCACUCUCAGAAGGCCGUAAAGGAGACUUGUAACGUGCCUGAUCCAGUUCCUGCUCCUCUGCCCACAAAGAUGCCCAGUGUUACUCCUUUGCCAGAUGCCUCUGCUCUGUCUUGGAAGAAUGAUCAGGAUAUGGUUGCAGACAUCUUCUACUUCCUGGACAUUUACAGCUACGGGAAGCUGCCACCGCACUGCGAGCAGCGCUUCCUUCCCUGUGAGAUUGGGUGUGUCAGGUACUCCCUGCAAGAUGGCAUCGUGGCUGAUUUCCACCACUUCAUAGAUCCAGAAGUACCACCGCGUGGUUUUCGGUACCACUGCCAGGCUGCUGGUGAUGAAACCCAUAAGAUCCCAAUAUCUGGAUUUCACCUUCCUCGUUCUUGUUAUGCAGUUGUGCUUCGGGAACUUGUUGAGUUUGCCCAGCCAGCCAGAGGUGCUCAGCCUCGCUUCUUCUGCAGGUCUAAUGACAGAUUCCGAAUUAACUGGUGUCUUGGUCGAAUGGCCAGCAUAACAGGCAUUGAGAGCCACUGGGAGCUGUUUGCAGUAGAAGACCUGAUAAUGAAACUGUACCAGAAGAAACACCAAAAGGAGCCAUCCAAGAUCUGGGUGUCUAGAAAACUGGAUGUCUGCCUGUGGGAUUUCUCCAGUAAUACCAGGUGCAAGUGGCAUGAGGAGAAUGAUAUAAUCUGCUGUGCUCUGGCAUCCUGUAAGAAAGUGGGUUACUGCAUCAGUAAAUCCUUUGCUAGUGUGUAUGGAGUCCCACUAACAGCAGCUCACCUCCCUCUGCAAGACUCUGAUUGUGAUCAAAGCACAACCACCAGGAUUGUAAAAGUGGAUGCUGGACAUACCCAGAAAAUGAAAGCUGAGAGUUCUGGAUACAACAAACCUAUGGGUUCUCCAAGACAGGAUCAAGAGUUUGUCGCUUCUAAUUGUGAUUCUCCAUGUGGUGUGAAGACCUCCUCUUGUGGAGCAAGUGUUGUACAAGGAAGAGGAGUUAUUCGAUUGCUGAGAAGUGCAUCUGAUCUAUCCAAGUCUUUCAGUAUUUGAAAAUCUCUUUCACAUCCAGGACAGCUGUAAAUUCUAAUUUUCUUUGUUUCCCUAAGAUAAACUGCACUCUGGAGAAACUACUAGUUUUCAUCUUCUGUGCAAACCUUGACAGUUGAAGUUCUUGUUAGAAUGAUAAAACUAUUGAGUGGAUUUAAAGAAUCUUGUUCAUUAUCUACAGGAAGACUUACUUUGAAGGGACCUGACAGUCACAUCUUUAAAACUGCAUGCUGUACUGCUUGUAUUUCUUAAUGAAUAGAGUGCAAAUUCAAGAUUGAUUAAUCAAUAUAAUUGAAUUAGAAGAAUUUUUCAGUGACCAGAGUGUAAACAAUUUAAACUUUUUGCUUCAUUUCUUUUUUCAAUAGCCUUCCCAUCUCCUGCAUGUGGAAGAUGGAAUUUCAAUGUGUAACAGUCUUGCUUCAAAAACUGAUACAGGGGAGAAAGCAUUGAAGGUGUGAAGGGCUGCCCUAGGGGAAUUAAUUUAAAGUCAGGAGUCCCAAAAGUUUGCUGUAAUAUAUCAGUUUUAGCCAUGAAAAAUUUGAGUGGUCUUUCAAGGCAAAAAACCAGAUUUUAUAUAAAAUGUCUUGAAAGAAAUACUGUGGCAAAUUUAUCUGUUAAUAUUCUUAGAGGGACAGGCUGUAUUAUAUACAUCAGGGACAAGUACAGCAUAGAUUUUUUUUUUUUUAAUUUGCAUCAGUUUGCUUUUCAAGAAAUGCAUGUCCCUCAAACUUAGAGACUGAAGAAAAGUGUUAUGGGGCUGGUUUGUUAGGUUUUUUGUUUGUUUUUGGGUGUUUUUUUUUUUUGAAAGAGUAUCAAAUUCAAACUGAUGUAUUUCACAGGAGUUUAGUCAGGCUGGGUAGAUACCAGUCAUAAUUAUUUAGGGGCAUAAAAAAAAGUGGGACACUGUCUUGACAUUUUCUAGGGAAGUGAGAUGUUCCUUUUAUGGAGCCAGUGCUUGGAGUAAUCCCCAAAAAGUUGUCUGUCUGUGCAUUGUGCUUAGUCCAUGUGUCUUCUAAGCAAGUGAUUCUGAGAAAUAAGAGCUUAUUUUGUUAAGUUGUUCCUAGAUUUUGUACAAACAGAUGUCCAGUUUUGAAAUACUAUUUCCAUAGCAACUAACUGUGUGAAGAUUUCAUUCCUUGUAGGUACUGAAACUCAAGAUGAGGUGGCUCGUUCCCUUCAAUAAGGAAAAAAACCAACAAAACAAAUGCAAGCAAAACCCAAAAUGCAGUCCAAAAAAGAGGUUUAUUUGAGCAUGCUGAUCAGUGU